Baudoinia panamericana UAMH 10762 is the source of this 1239-nucleotide messenger RNA. RefSeq lists its product as uncharacterized. The record is from RefSeq and is a predicted model, not a curated record. The coding region runs from base 1 to 1239 and encodes 412 amino acids. NCBI's taxonomy places the organism in Eukaryota, Fungi, Ascomycota, Dothideomycetes, Mycosphaerellales, Teratosphaeriaceae. The transcript is spliced from 3 exons.
AUGCAUGUGGCGGUGGAUCGGAAGAAGCGGACCGUGAGCUCGUUGCGAUGGCGAUCUCUUAAACACGCGUUCGAGUAUUUCUGGACAUUUCGUAUUCCGAAAAUUGUGACUGUUAGCAGGACACAAUCCUCCUUAUACUGCGGCUUCCCUUCAGACUCGGCCGAAGCCGCAAGAUUGAUCUCGGCCACGGCAUGCCGAUGCAGCUAUCGUUCGUCCGCGACCGUGGCUGAACUCACGCAUAUCAUCCUGGCCGGCGCGCCUGAGACCAAGCAUCUGCGGUGGGACGAGGAUCUAUUACAGACAUUCGACGACCCUCUCCGACGCUUCCUUGGUCAGGCUUCUGCUGUUGCUAAAAGCACACAGGACUCUAGCCAUGCCAUAGUCAAGUGGCGGACGGUACCCAUGCAUAAGCGGGCAGCAGCAAACAGUACGAAACCGCAGGACGUGUCUCAGCCAACGCAAACCAGAUCAUUCGACGCCUCAUACAAUGUGGAGGACCGUACGCGAUUUCUUGAGCAUACUCUCGCGCUGCUGGAUAAACUCCAGUCUUCGCAAAUUGCGCCAGCGGACGAGACUACAAUCAUGCCGUCAACAUUUCCUUCCUUUGCAACAACGGGACAAGCAUUGCUGGUUGACGCAGAUUACCCCUUCUCGGCGGCUGGCCAUUCUUCAAACACUGACGCAUUGUUGGAUAUUACCAAUCUUCGAAAGAUUCCAAACGCCCAGGACAUCAUCUCUAUCCAGCCACAGACAGUGACUGUCAACGUCCUGGCAGCCACUAUUUCUGUCUCGCCCUCGCGAACCGUCAGUCUGCGGAAACGUACCGGCGAGAUGGACAUCAUUGAGCUGGUGAUCGGAGACGAGACGAGGGCAGGCUUUGGUAUAAGCUUCUGGUUAACGCCUCUCGACAGCCAGCGUAUAGCAUUUGAUGAAUUACGCGACAACCUUCGUCGCUUGCGGCCCGGCGAUGUAGUGUUGGUGCAGAAUGUAGCAUUGUCCCCCUUUCAGGGCUGUGUCUAUGGACAGAGCUUGAGCAAACGCUUUUCCAGGAACGCCACGACUGUCACAGUCCUUCGUGAGCAGCAGGAACUGCCAGCAGUGUUGCGGUCCAAAUUCCAACAAGUGGCGCUAUGGAGAGAUCAGUUCGUGGGCCGGGAUGACGACCGUACCUCGGUAUUGACAUCAGGUCAGCUCAAGGCAGGCACCAAGGAAGCGUUGCCUCCCGACACCCCGCCAUGA